This is a messenger RNA of Cottoperca gobio, 993 nucleotides long. Its product is annotated as complement factor H-like. The annotation marks the transcript as partial. The record is from RefSeq and is a predicted model, not a curated record. Lineage: Eukaryota; Metazoa; Chordata; Actinopteri; Perciformes; Bovichtidae. The transcript is spliced from 8 exons.
CUUGACAAAAUGUGCGCGAGAAACCUUGGAUUCGUUCUCCUGGUUUGCAUUCCAGGAGUGCUGUUUGCACAAAGUGCAACUGAGCCAUGUCAUGCUCCCAGUCUGAAUGCUGGUUAUUUGGUCCCUGAACAAGAAGACUACACUCAUGAACAAACGCUCAAUUAUGCCUGUGAUAACGGAAGUAAACCUGCAGUGGAGGGCUGGUGGGCAACAAGCACAUGUCUAAAUGGCAAUUGGUCUCAUAAACCACAAUGUAUAGAUGAAAAAGCCUGUAUGCCACCAACUAUCCCCAAUGCAAUAUACUUUGCAAAUGGUUGGUAUGGAGAUGGAGACAAAAUCAGGAUCAAAUGUGACAAAGGAUAUGAACACAAGGACCAGGACGCCACAGCCAUAUGUGAAAAUGGAACCUGGUCCUCUGUGCCGGUCUGUCAGAAAAGUAUCGAAGCAUGUGAUGCGCCCUCUAAAAUCCCCCAUGCUGUGAUCAUUCUUCGGCAAUACCAGGAGGUGUUUGCUGCAGAUGCAAAAUUGCCAUAUGAAUGUAAAGGUGGAUAUACUGCAGACGGAGCAGACACAGACAAAAAAAUUAUUUGCCUGAAAGGAAACUGGACUGAAGGCCCAAGGUGCAGUAAGUGGACAAAACCGGGUUCUGGACAGGGUGUAUCUGCAGGUGGGGGACACACUACUGGCAGUGAGACACAGUCUGUGGGUGGAGUCAACAACUGUGGCAAUCCCCCCAAAGUUACUAACGGUGAUGUUGUGAGAAAGUAUGGAUCAUUUUUAGAGUACCAAUGUGCUCGUUUUUACAAACGAGUGGGUCUGAAGAGAGUGGAAUGUCACAGUGAUGGCACCUGGUCAGAAGUGCCCACCUGCACAGUCACUUUAUGUUCUGUGGAUACUGAUCGCAGUUCAAGAAUGUUUGCUAAGGCUGCAUCACCAAAGGGGAAGAUGCUGCUGCCUUUGGAUUGGCUCACCACCGACCCUGGAAACUUUUGA